GCUAAGGCGAGAGAAGAAAGGAGUUAGUGCGUGUUGAGAGAGCGGGUACUGCGAACUGCCUUACUAUGCUGUAGCCCCAAUCCCCCUACACUAUACGGAAUCAAAACGUGCAACUUAGGUUUCAUCUUGUUUACAAAGAUAGCUAAAAACACUGCUGAGCGGGGAAGGCGAGCCUCAUGAGUCGGCCUCGUGGAUUGCAUCGACAUAAUGGAUUUAACUAAAAUGGGUAUGAUCCAGCUCCAGAACCCCAACCACCCCACUGCCCUGCUGCAGAAGGCCAACCAGAUGCGUCUGGCUGGGACUCUGUGUGACGUGGUCAUCAUGGUAGACAGCCAGGAGUUCCACGCUCACCGGACUGUGCUAGCCUGCACCAGCAAAAUGUUUGAGAUCCUCUUCCACCGCAGCAGCCAGCAUUACACCCUGGACUUUCUUUCACCAAAGACUUUUCAGCAGAUUUUGGAGUAUGCUUACACUGCCACGCUACAGGCCAAGGUAGAGGACUUAGAUGACCUUCUGUAUGCAGCAGAGAUCCUGGAAAUUGAAUAUUUGGAAGAGCAAUGCCUCAAGAUUCUGGAAACAAUCCAGUCCUCAGAUGAGAAUGAUGUGGAGGUCAGUGUUAAUGAUGGGAGCACAGAGGAGGAUGACGAGCGCAAAGGCCACAAUGGAGCCAAGAACUCUAAACAGCAUUCCAUGGGGAGUCCCUAUCUGUCAGGUACCCAACAAGUCUCCAUGUCUGGCAUGGUGGACCAGAGUCCCUCGGUCUCAACCUCCUUCAGUGUCUCCACCCUGAGUCCCACCAAAGCUGCUGUGGACAGCCUGAUGAGCAUUGGCCAGUCUCUGCUCCAGCAGGGCUUUGGUGGUGAACAACUUGUCCAUGGCAACUCCCACCACCUGAUGACCGAGAUCAAGACUGAAAUGAUGCAAGUGGACAUGGGUGGCAAUGGCCAUGACAGCCCUCAGAACAUGGAGUCCAGCGCCUCCAGCAACGGAGAGCGAAGUGGGGAGGACAGGAACCGAGAUGGCCCCGGAACACCAACCAGGAGCAGCGUAAUCACCAGUGCCCGUGAGCUGCAUUACGUCCGUGAUGAAGGCAUGGGUGACCAUCAAGCUGAAGUCAGCCAGAUGGGGCUGGAAGCAAUGGCUGGAAUGACAGAGAAGCACCUGGCCUCGCUGUACGCCCUGCCUGUCAAUCAUAAAUCAGAUACCAUCAUGUCCAUGCCGGCAUCUAUGGCCUCCGCUCUCCCCAUGUCCCCUGCCCUGGCUAUGUCUAUGGACUUCAGUGCCUACGGGGGACUCCUGCCUCAGAGCUUCAUCCAGAGAGAAUUCUUCAGCAAGCUCGGGGAGCUGGCAGUGGGCAUGAAACCAGACGGCAGGAACCAGCAUGAACGUUGCAAUGUUUGCAAUGCAGAGUUGCCAGAUAACGAAGCUGUGGAGCAGCACAGGAAGAUGCACAGUGGAAUGAAGACCUACGGCUGUGAGCUGUGUGGGAAGAGCUUCCUGGACAGCCUCCGUCUACGGAUGCAUUUGCUCUCUCAUUCAGCUGGUGAGAAGGCCAUAGUUUGUGACCAGUGUGGCGCCCAGUUCCAGACAGAGGAAUCCCUGGAGGCUCACCGACAGAUCCACACCGGGUCGGACAUGGCCAUCUUUUGCCUGCUUUGUGGGAAGCGCUUCCAGACCCAGACAGCAUUGCAGCAGCACAUGGAAGUCCACGCCGGCGUUCGCAGCUACAUUUGCAGUGAAUGCAAUCGGACUUUCCCCAGCCAUACUGCACUCAAGCGUCACCUACGCUCGCACACAGCAGGGGACCACCCAUUUGAAUGCGAGUUCUGCGGGAGCUGCUUCCGAGAUGAGAGCACGCUGAAGGGCCACAAACGCAUCCACACCGGGGAGAAGCCCUAUGAAUGUAACGGCUGUGGGAAGAAGUUCAGCCUCAAGCACCAGCUGGAAACCCACUACCGUGUGCACACAGGUGAGAAGCCAUUCGAGUGCAAGCUGUGCCACCAGCGAUCCAGGGACUACUCGGCCAUGAUCAAGCACCUGCGCACCCACAAUGGCGCCUCGCCCUACCAAUGCACCAUCUGCCUGGAGUACUGCCCGAGCCUGUCAGCCAUGCAGAAGCACAUGAAAGGCCACAAGCCUGAAGACAUCCCCCCAGACUGGCGCAUAGAGAAGACCUACCUAUACCUCUGCUAUGUCUGAGACCGGGAGAGUGAAGAGAGGGAGGGUACGUGAGAGGGUGGGGACGGGGUUGAGAGGUAAGGGGAAUGUAAUUGAGCGGAUAGGAGUCAUGAAGCUGUAGUGGAGUGUUGACGAUUGAGGAACGUCAGCAGCGAGACACUCGAAGGCAAGAGGGUUUGUUUUCUCUUUUUCUUUUCAUGCAAAGGCGGCGACAACCGACGGGGUUAAAGGGUGGUGAUGGUGGGACAAAAGUGCUAAGAAGAGGAAGACUUGGACACGGAGAGAGAUUCUCCACCAUUGUUCGGAUUCACCGGGUCAUUCACUACAUCUGCAACUGUGUUAUUGUUUCAGGUCAUUUCAUGCAGCGCCAUAAAGUGAGCAAGCUGCAAGGAAGUGACUUUUUGGAUGCUGCUGCCACAGUGGUGAGAAAGCAGAUUCUCAAGGGCUAUCUGAAGCUGCACAUCUAUACCAUCAGGAACCGAAUCUUUCACUCCGUUUUUUUUAGAGUCCAUUGUCUUAUGAAACAGGUGGAAAGAUUUUUUUUUUUUGUUAUACUUUGGUAUUUGGUGUGUUUACAUUCAGACUGCUCAAUCAUGCCAGGUAGAAUCACAUGAAAGAAUAUGUGAAUAUGAGCAUUGGUUUAGGCCCCCAGUUCAUCAUGUCACGGUCUGCUUUCCAAGUAUUAAGGACCUUCUUUCUUUUUACCAUAAAUCUACAUUUCUAGUUAUUAUGAACCACAAGAAAUUUAUCUUGGACUGACAUAUUUUUUUCAACAGUUUCAUCAAAUCAUGUGAAUUUAAGAGACGAACACUCCAGAGUUUGAAUCAGCUACUUUGGGUGAACAUGCCCCUCACCUUUCCCAGAUGGGAAAUGUAUCUGUUUUAUCACCUCCCAUCACUUAUGCCAGAGCAGCAGGCACAGAUUUCCCAGUUGUUUUUUUUUUUUACAGAAAUCGACCAGUCGACCUGUCCAUACAUUGAAUCCUUCAGAUCCCAGCAUGUGGCAGUAAGAUAGCCCCUGAGAAUCAGCAGCAGAGCCUGUAGGCUUAUGCAGUAGAUGAAACAGCUGAACUGGACGGGUCGGAGCAUUAAAAUACUGCAAACCAAGCGCCCAUUUGGUUGCGAGGGGGGAAGACGCUAGUGCUGCUUUUAGUUGGAUGUCUCCACGGUUUUCUCAGUAGUCUUCCUGGUUCUGCAUCACACGAGGGCUGGAGAAGGUCGAGUCACCACUGCCCCCUCCCCCCACGGUUCUCCCCCAGAGAGCCAAAGGCUAACUUGCGUCACUUUUUCAUCUUAUAUAUUAUUUUGUUUUUUGCUCUGCAUCAUAGUUUAUCAUGGCUUGAUUGCACAGGUAAAACCAAUUACGACAACAGUUUCUGUUUGAUGUCUGCAAGGUAUAUAUUUUUUCAUUAAAUCAUAACUCGCAAUUACAAUACACCACAAUAAACCCAACCUACUCGCCUACAUAGCAAUAGAUAACUGGACUGCUUUUAUCCAUGUACAUUUAACCAGAUUACUAUCAUUAUCUCACACUAAUGAUGAACUACAGAAACUGACACAUAAACAGUAACACUUUGAUCACAGCAGAUCUGUCCAUUCACCACAGUGAUGGAACACAAAAUGGGAAAAGGCUGCUUUCCGUGGGAGUCCUGUGACUUUGACUGCUAGUAGUGAAUGUUGAAGAAGUGCUGGGAAUGCCUUAGCUGCACACCUUAACAUCUCUGUCAAAGGUGGCGUGGCAGGUUGAAGACUGUUAUAUCGCUGCAAAAACAUGAAUGUGAACGACUGUAAGCCAGGUUCAUGCGAGGCUGUGUCAAAACACACACUGUACCAGGUUAAUGCUGCCUUUCAUUCAAAGUCAGAAACCUAUAAUUCCAGCCUUGGAGGUUGUGAUUACUCUUGGAGGAUUUUUUUCCAUCUGGAUCACAAUCACAUGCUGUUCCCCGUGCAGCAGCUCAUACAUUAACUAGCCAGCUAGCAGCUGAAAAAAUUUUAUUUUACACUUGAAAUUAAUAUGUGUCAUCAUUCAGGUGUUAUGAUAGAUUGGACGGAUCUAUAACAAGAGUUGAAACAGACCACACAUUGGGGUGAUGAGGUCAUGCGGUCUUCAGAUUCAAACUUUAGGCGCCACAGGGCCCCAAAAACCCAAAACCUUUGUUUGGGAAUAUAGACCACUGAAGCAGAAAAUCAGCUGAUGGACCUUAAGGAAGGGCCUGUGUUAUCUUAUAGUGAUAUUACAGAUUUUGUGUUUUAAUGGUUCAUAUUCUCAGAUAUAUUUGCACUGAAUGAAAUUUCCACCAGGACUUUAAACAAAAUGCAAUUAAGAUGCUGCGUGUACUCUGCUGUUUGUAUCGGAUGUGUGUGUGCAUCACCGCUCAGAGAGGGGAAGGAAACAGUGGUUAGUAGGGGCCCUCAGCAUAAUGUUAAAAGUCAGCUUCUUGGAAAAACCGUCAUCUUGAAGAUCUGAAUAUUCUGCAUACAGCUCAAACUGAAGGGCUUGUUUUGUUGGGUAGGAUGUAAGGAUUUCUGACUUUCUGAUGUUUCUGAAAUGCAGCAUUAGCCCUGGAUUGGUAUGCACAGCCACAGGUGUUAAGGUCGAACCGAAGGCUUUAAUGAACAUCAGCGCAUGUGACAGCGUUACCGAGGUGAUCACAUAUCCAAAUGGCCGGUGGAAAAGGGGGAAAUCACUGAUUGGACGAGAUAUGGCCCAGCAGCUUAGGGGGCAACCAGUAAGACGACAGAAUAAAUCAACUCUUUCUCUGUGGUUUUGUCCCUGCGCUUUGUCUCUCUCGUCUCCUGUUGUUGUUGUUGUUGUUGUUGUUGUUAUUAUUGACCUUGAGUUUGAUCUCAACACAUCGUACUUGAAUUACCUCGUUUUGUGACCUCAUGUUGCUUGUGUAUUUUAAUUUUCCUUUUUGUUUCAUUUGUACACUUUUUUUUGUUUUUUGUUCAUGAGUGUAUGUCGGAAAGAUGCAUCGCACAACAUGAUGAGGCAAUGCAUACGCAGAAAAAUUAAGUGCCACGGUGAAGAGAUUUGUUUGUUUUCUAAUGUUGUGUAUUUCUUUGUGCAUUACUUGUUACCAAACUUGGUAUUAUUAACCCCGCUUGUUAAAGAGCCGGAAGGUUUGGUCAUUUGUUUAAAAAGCUACCUCUAAGUUGUUUUCUUUUUUUUUUUUUUUUUCCUUUUUAGGCAAAAGCACAUUUUUGUGUUUGUGUUUUGCAUUAUUUCAUCAUUGCUACUUCAUCUCAUGCUUUUUUUUUUCAAAAGUUGAUUUAUGAUUGUCUGUUUUUAAGCAAAAUGUAUAUAAAAGGGUAAGAAAUAACAAAAGUAGAGGUUGAUAGGAUGAGAAAAGUCAUUCAAAUGGGUGUUUAUUCUUCUCUUAUAGUCUCCCCCUGCACCUCCAAACACAGAAGAGCAGAGAAAAAAAAAAGCAAUUUUGAAGCCUUAAGUGAUGAGUAAGAGGGAUGCAGCAGAUAAGAGAAAGUACUAUUGCUUUUUAAGAGGGUUUAAAAACAAGAAUUUAAACUUGAAAAUAUGUGAAUAGAAUUGUAGUUUUGUAAUGUGAAAAAAAAAAAAAAGAAGGUUCAUCAAAAACGCUGAACCACCCAGGACAGGUCAUAUUUGCAGUGAUGCAGAGUGCGUUGGACAAUUGGAACUGCAAGUGGUAAUCAAAAAAGAAAAACCAGAAGGUUAAAAAUAGAGAUUCUCUCAGCUGACAAGCUCUCUUGAGAAAUGAGUGUAUUCCUGAACAAGAGCCAACAGAGGCAAUUUGAUAUAUAAAAAUUGUGAUAUUUUUGUAUUCAGUGUCAGUCCUUUUUCCAUUUGUGGAGGGUUACAGCAGGGCACAAAUAUUUGUAUUUCUUUUUUUUUUUUUUACCUGUUUUUUUUUCUCUCUCUGGGUGUGAAUCAUUUUUGCCUUGCUCCUCUUUGAUAUUGUUGGACAAAAAAAAAAAAAAAAAAAAAACGUGUGUGAACAUAUUGUAAUAAUAAGUGUUGCUUUCUGGAUGUCAAAUUGCAUUGUAGGUGAAGGACUAAAUCUAUCUGCCACAAAUUUUACGAGUGUGUGUGUAUGUGACACAGUUUAAAAAAAAAAAAAAAAAAGGAAAAAAAAGAAAAAAAAAUAUGAUAAAAUACGGGACGGCAGGAGGGCGCUGCCAAACCGACCAAUUAGUACUUGUCAUUCACAAUUUUUCAAUCAAACUUGACUGUCAACAUAUUUCUUGUUUUGUUUUUGUACUUGAAAAAAAAAAAAGAAGAAGGGAUGGCAUGUCCCGUGGUG
Messenger RNA from Toxotes jaculatrix (banded archerfish), 6457 nucleotides. RefSeq names its product zinc finger and BTB domain containing 16a (gene zbtb16a). Bases 208 to 2199 code for a protein of 663 amino acids. The record is from RefSeq and is a predicted model, not a curated record. Gene Ontology annotation, molecular function: RNA polymerase II cis-regulatory region sequence-specific DNA binding; protein binding; DNA-binding transcription factor activity, RNA polymerase II-specific. Gene Ontology annotation, cellular component: nucleus. NCBI's taxonomy places the organism in Eukaryota, Metazoa, Chordata, Actinopteri, Toxotidae. The transcript has 7 exons. Gene Ontology annotation, biological process: regulation of transcription by RNA polymerase II.